AUUACAAAGUUAAAUUGAAAUGAAAUGGAUACUAACCACAGAAUAAAAAAAAAAGGAAGGUGCUAUAUAAAAUAGAGUCAUUGUGAAACCAAAGAAGAGAAAUAGAUUUUUUAGCAGAAGGCAGAAAAAGACGAAACUAGCCUCCAAAGAAUUGUUGAAUCACAGAAAACUCGCCACGAAAAAUAUCCCAAAUCCUGCAACUUGCACUUUCCUAUUCUUCUUCUUCUUUCCUUAUCUCUCCAAGGAACCAAAGCAUAGACACAAAACGAACAACCACAGAAACUUGAAAGAGAGAAAGAGUUUGAUUUUGAUUAAAAUGGGGAAGAAGUGUGAUUUAUGUAACGGUGUUGCAAGAAUGUAUUGCGAGUCAGAUCAAGCUAGUUUAUGUUGGGAUUGCGACGGUAAAGUUCACGGCGCUAAUUUCUUGGUAGCUAAACACACGCGUUGUCUUCUCUGUAGCGCUUGUCAGUCUCUUACGCCGUGGAAAGCUACUGGGCUUCGUCUUGGCCCAACUUUCUCCGUCUGCGAGUCAUGCGUCGCUCUUAAAAACGCCGGCGGUGGCCGUGGAAACAGAGUUUUAUCGGAGAAUCGUGGUCAGGAGGAGGUUAAUAGUUUCGAGUCCGAAGAAGAUCGGAUUAGAGAAGAUCACGGUGACGGUGACGACGCGGAGUCUUACGAUGAUGAUGAGGAAGAAGAUGAGGAUGAAGAGUACAGCGACGAUGAGGAUGAGGAUGAUGAUGAGGAUGGUGAUGAUGAGGAAGCGGAGAAUCAAGUUGUGCCGUGGUCUGCGGCGGCGCAAGUUCCUCCGGUGAUGAGUUCUUCAUCUUCUGACGGAGGAAGCGGAGGUUCAGUGACGAAGAGGACGAGGGCUAGAGAGAAUUCAGAUCUUCUCUGCUCCGAUGAUGAGAUCGGAAGCUCUUCAGCUCAAGGGUCAAACUAUUCUCGGCCGUUGAAGCGAUCGGCGUUUAAAUCAACGGUUGUUGUUUAACUCACACUCUACCGUAUCGUCAGAAUGAACGGCGCCGAUACAUCGUCUUCUCCGAUCUUUGCGAUCUCCAAAACAAGAAGAGAUCUCAGCCGUUGAUUCCUUUUUUUUUCUUGUUUAAGUAAAUCACCACCGUUCAGUUUUCUGACAAUACUUUGUUUUAGAGAUGAGGUAGUUUCUUUCUUUCUUUGAAUGUCGUACAAAAUCAAAUCUUAACUUUUUAUUUUUCUUAUCAAUAUCAUUAUUAUGUUGAUUUUUUUUUUGUUAAUCUACGUAAGUAAAUUAAUUUCGAUUCGUAAGUUUAUGACUUAUGUUAUAUGAUUAUAUUCAAUGGAUCAAAAGGAAUGGGGGAGAGAUUGGUGGCAGAUGGACACAAUGGUAUACACAUACCGUAAAAAUAAAGUAUAUGAUUUGCUUUGUAAUUUCGACCACUCAAUUGUGG
Arabidopsis thaliana (thale cress) is the source of this 1427-nucleotide messenger RNA. RefSeq names its product B-box type zinc finger family protein (gene BBX28). Lineage: Eukaryota; Viridiplantae; Streptophyta; Magnoliopsida; Brassicales; Brassicaceae. The record is from RefSeq and is marked reviewed. The transcript is spliced from 2 exons. Gene Ontology annotation, molecular function: zinc ion binding. The coding region runs from base 317 to 988 and encodes 223 amino acids.